AUGCAGAGCAUAUUACCCGACAGCAGCAGCGAUAAAGAGAACUCCCACUCUCGCUUCCUGCAGCCGUCUCGUCGCCCUACGUCGCGUUACGCCGACGCUCAAUCGGACGCUCCGACCUCCGCCCCUCCGUCGCAGCGCAGGUUCGAAUACGUGGAGCUGUCCCCCGUCCCCGCCUCGUCCGGCUCCCUCCCGGCCGGUCAGAGGGAGGCCGGGGAGGGUCAGGGCAGGGAGCACGGCACGUGGCAGGAGGAGAGGAACACCAGCAGCCAGUGGGAGGCCGUGCUGUCCAGGAAGGGCACGGGCGGGGGAUCCAACCAGAGGCUGCGGGUGGAGGACGAGAUAGAGAAGAAGUGGGCCGAGCUGGAGCGCAUGCCGUUGAAGGAGAUGAGUUCGUUACCGGCGGCGGGGUCACGGUCCUCCGGCCAGUCAGCCAAUGAGGCGCUGCAGAGGGAGGUGGCGUCACUGAGGCAGCAGCUGGAGCAACUACAAGUAAGAGGAGGAGGUGGAGGUGGAGGUGGUGGAGGAGGAGCGAGGGGUGGCUGCGGUCCUGAGACUCCCUGCGGCCGCAGCCUGUCAGCGAUGGAGCGCGCUCAUCGACAGGCGCUGGAGGAGCUGCAGCGGCAGCAGGAGCGCCAGAUCAGGGAGGUGGAGACGCAGAGAGAGAGGCUGCUGCUGGAGGAGACGAGGGACAUCGCACGAGUGAUGGAGGCUUUGAAGAAGAAACACAAAGAGGAGCUGGAGCGAGAGGUGGAGAGAGCCAAGAGGCUGGGCAGCGGGACCAUAGACUCCCAGACGUUACGCUCCCAACAGAAGGCAGAGUCUCAGGCCCUGCAGAGAGAGCUGGCCGGCCUCUCUGAACAGUACUCUCAGAAGUGUCUGGACCUAAACCGAGCCGAGCAGAACAACGCAGAGAGAGAGAGGGAGAUCAGCCGUAAAGAGAGAGACAUGGAGCAGCUGAGGAAGGAGAACCAGGAUCUAAAGGCACGUUUGGUGGAUGAAAUCAGCCGUUUGAGAUCUUCAGAUCAGGACUCUGAGCACGACAAAGACGGGGUGUCCUGUGAACUGGAGGUUCUCCUCAGGAUGAAAGAAAACGAGAUCGAGUACUUACACAAAGAGAUCAGCUGCCUCAGGAACGAACUGCAGUUUCUCAACACGGAGAAGCGUCUGGCUUGUGAACGUUACUCAGAGAUGCAGGACGAGCUGAGCGGGAUGAAAGGCCGGAGCGAGCGAGAGAUCCAGAGUCUGAAGGAGCACCUGAGGCUGGCCAUGGCUGCUCUGCACGAGGGGCAGAAACUGGGGAACAGCCUGGACCACUGACCGUCUGCUGCUGGUACCAAAACAGGUGUGUUCACACCUUAGAGACUGAAUCAAAGAGGUCCACAGGAAAGCCAAGGAGAGGAUUUCAGGACUGGUUCAGUUCUGGUUGUGUCGGGGGACCAUGAUAGUGCCUUAGUUUUCAAUCCUUCUGCCAAGGAGCAGCAUAGAGUAGGUAUUAAGCUGGUGUCAUUAGGGCCUGUGUCCAUUAGCAGCGUUUCUUUUUGCUGUGAACUCAACUUCAGAGCGCUUCUCACGGUGCUUACUGUUUGCAAGGUUACGAAAGUUGUCCACGACGCUUCUCCUUCCCUUGAUAGUGACUGAGAAAUCUGUUUUAAAUGCUUUUAUUGCUUCAUUUUUACUUUUAUUCAGUGACAUUUUACAGGAAAGUGUAAAAACAAGUGAUAGAAACGUGUCGUAGCGUUAGCAGCAGCUCUCACUCUUGGCUUUUUUGAGCUUAGGAUGCUGAAAACGCUGAGCUGCAUUGAUGUGUUUUGAAAAGAAACGCUGCCAGUGUGAAAGAAGAAUAAAAAGCAGUCAGUGGACACAGGCCCUUAAACGAGGCUACACGUUAUAGAGAACUGCACUUUUGAUUUUUUUUAUUAGAGCUCUUUAAGAGUGCGCAUUUGGUCUGAAACUGGAACAUUUAUGGAGUGAGAUGUUUUUUUAUGAGGUAUUGUUGAGUAUAAAAAGUUCAUACUUUUUUUUUGUUGUUGGUAAUUUUUCAUUCUCCUGUGUUUGUGCCUGAGACAUCAGAGGUCAACAGUUACACCAGAGCUACUGUCAUCUCCGUUUUUAAUGUUGUAUAGUUAAAGAGUCAUGUUUACUCUCUGAAAAAGGGCACAUUUUCUAUAGAAAUGGGAGCUUCUCUGUGCUGUAAUUAUUAUUUUUUAACUUGAAAGUGUGCUUUUCGUAGUUUUGUGUUAGAAAAGAAAACAUUGGGAUUAUUACAGGACAAGACGGCAAAGGUGUCUCUCUUCAGGCAGGCUGACUCUGAAGCUGAUCCGUGAUCGCACGGAGGCGGUUCAGGCUCGACUCUCUGGAGGAUGUUUGUUAAAGCUGUCGAAUGAUCGUCGUCCCGAAUCACACACGUCUUAAUUUCAAAUCUCCGGUCUCCCCCGAGCAUUACAGGCAUUACUCUGCCGCCACCACGAAAACAUACGACAAGUGUUGCAUUAAUGAGCCAAAUUUUUUAUUGACAGUAUGAAUUGUGAUACGAUGACUUAUCUACCUGCCUUUUGGAAACAUUUUCAUAUUUAAUGUACUGUAGAGCCUGCAUCUUCAUAUUUGUAAAUUAUAAACAUUUUUGCAAUCAAUAAAACAAGUUCAACAAAAACA
Notolabrus celidotus (New Zealand spotty) is the source of this 2652-nucleotide messenger RNA. It is a transcript of the gene triobpb, whose product is annotated as TRIO and F-actin binding protein b. The coding region runs from base 1 to 1317 and encodes 438 amino acids. The record is from RefSeq and is a predicted model, not a curated record. Gene Ontology annotation, cellular component: actin cytoskeleton. Gene Ontology annotation, molecular function: actin filament binding. Gene Ontology annotation, biological process: actin filament organization; positive regulation of substrate adhesion-dependent cell spreading. NCBI's taxonomy places the organism in Eukaryota, Metazoa, Chordata, Actinopteri, Labriformes, Labridae. The transcript has 9 exons.